Molecule: messenger RNA, 1142 nt
Organism: Clunio marinus
Lineage: Eukaryota; Metazoa; Arthropoda; Insecta; Diptera; Chironomidae
Source: the annotation of a GenBank genome assembly
ACGCAGUUAUUCGGGGUAUUUCUUUCGUGCAAAAUGAAAAGUUUAAUAAAAUUGUUGUUAAUAUUUGGUUUUUUGGAAAUUGCUUUAAGCAAAUCUGUUGAAAGUGAAGAAUUUGCAUUAAUUGGAGAUGUGGAAAUUGAUGAGAUUACCGGUGAUGUCGAUGAGAAAACGUUAAUUGUUGAACCCGAGCCUGAACCGUUGAAAGAAGAUGAUGGAUUUGUGAAUUUUGAAAUUCUUCCAGAUGAAAUUUUCGACGAUAUUUUGGCGAAUGUAACAAGGUUUAGAAGCACAAGAAUCGUCUAUGGAAGCAUUGCUAGUACAAACCAAUUCCCAUAUUACGCAUAUCUAAUUAUUUACCGUCCUGGAGUUAGUAUAUUCUGUGGAGGCACUUUGAUUGCCACUCAAUGGCUCACCACAGCAGCUCACUGUGUAAGAGAUUAUAUCGGCGCUCAGGCUCACUUUGGAUCGAUAAAUAAAAAUAAUAUGCCUGUGAAAAGAACAGCUUCUGGACAUUACGUUCAUGAAAAUUGGCAACCUUCAACUCUCGCCAACGAUAUUGCUCUAAUAAAACUGGUAUCGGCCGUCCCCAUAUCGAGUGCAGUUAGCAUAGUUCAACUUCCGCCAAGAUCGGAUGUAUCGAAAUCAUACAGCGGUUCCGUUUUACUUUCAUGUGGCUUUGGAAAAACUGUCACAAGUUAUCCAGAUUAUCUUAAUUAUGCUUAUAUCAAUGGAAUAUCAGAUUAUGAUUGUUCUCUCGUUCAUUGGGUAUUUAAAUCGACUAUGCUUUGCGCAAAAGGAUUGAAUACUGGAAGUAGUACUUGCUUCGGGGAUUCUGGUGGCCCAUUGAUUUAUCAAUCAAACGGAAUAUCGAAACUGGUUGGAAUUAAUUCUUUUUUUCAGACAGAACAUUGUGUCAACGAUGUUCAAGGAUUCACUCGUGUUGAUAAAUAUUUAGAUUGGAUAAGCGCUAAAACAGGAGUCACAAUUUCAGAUGAAUGAAUUUAAAGUGUUAGAAAGAUCUCAUUCGUUUGUUCAAGCGAUGAUUUCCAACAUAUUAUGCAUACAAAAUAAAGUGAAAUUUUGGAUACAAUAAAUUUAAACUUUUUUUUAAUCAUAGAAAAAUCAGAGUAAAACAACAUAUA